Phytophthora nicotianae INRA-310 is the source of this 1731-nucleotide messenger RNA. RefSeq lists its product as hypothetical. The transcript has a single exon. NCBI's taxonomy places the organism in Eukaryota, Oomycota, Peronosporomycetes, Peronosporales, Peronosporaceae. Bases 179 to 1375 code for a protein of 398 amino acids. The record is from RefSeq and is a predicted model, not a curated record.
CGCCCAGUCUUUUGCAGUCUGAUCGGAGACAGGCGGAAAUCCAAACUCUUGCUCUCCUAUUGGUCAAAACCCAUGCAUGGGUCCCACCUGACGAUCGCGCCAGUCAAUUGCCAAUUUCUUUUACGGCAACACAACCGAAAAACGCUCCGAACUGAUAACACGAAUCGCGUCAAGUACUAUGAGCUCGUACUUGCGUGGGUACGACGUCUACUAUCCGCACUCGCAUUUCCGCGAGCCUAUCUCGGCGGGGCCACUGGCCUCCUACGACUAUGACGACGAUGACUUCUCUUCAGACUUUGAUGUUGUUGAAAGGGAUAUCGACGCAGAGAUCGAGGCAAGACUGCGCCAUGAACCGCCUCGUGCACGACUCUCUCCUCCUCCACUUCCGCCUGCUCCUCGGACAGUGUCCCAACGGAUGCUGCAGUCAUUGCAGCAGCAGCGUGCGCAGAAUCGAGCUGCUGCUUCGUUACCGCCGCGGCGACGUUCGUCUUCGAGAGUAGUUGAGCGAACCUUAGGCGACUCCAUGUACGACUUGCGCUCGGUAUUGAAUGAGGACGCGUCGGCAGUCAGCACUGAGAGGCUGACAGAUACGUUUGAUACUCCGCUUUCUUCGCGCUCAGGGGGGUCCUCCUGCACCGACCGACUGGAAGCUCGAAUUUCUAAGAGUUUCUUGGCGAGACGAGACAGCGGGCCGGGACUUGCCGCCGUGAACGAAGGGCAGGAUGUGUCGAUGUUGUAUUCUGGUAGAAGGACGUAUCCUGCCGAGUCACUGAGGAAGACUGAGCACGCGAGGAUGUCAGAUAACAGGACGACUCCACAGGAAACCAAAAUGAAGGAGAUUAUGGAGAAGGAACGAGCCACGAGGGUGUUUAGAUCUCAAGUGUCGUGUCCGGAGGUGCCAGCUGAACCGAUAAAGGAUAACGGAGUCAGAUUCCAUUUCAGAAGAGGAUCGUCCGUGGACAACGAUGUUUUGAACGGACGGAUGGGUAGGUUGGCGUUGACGAAUGGAACAGUUGAUGGAGGCGCGGAGACAUCGCUGGUGAGAGCGCAGCCUGUAAAGCGCGUGACGGAUCCAGAGUACACAGCGCUGGCCUCGCAGCUGGCAGAGAUCGAAGUUUUGGUGGAUGGGAUUGAGAACUACAUGAAGACCCCGUCGUUCUCGACGUUGGCCGUGCGUGUUCUAGAGGAAAUGGAGCUGCUCACUACCACUACACAGCAGAUCCGCACAAACGGAACGACGUUGAUUUUGGCGAAUGUUGGCAAACACCAGAAUGCUGACUUCACGCAAGCACUUCGACGUCUGGUGGCUAGAGCGGCUUCCGUUCAGAAGCGGAUCAGCGCUCUCAUGCACGUGGUCAAGAAGCUUGUGGUAUAAACCUGUGGACGACUUGCCGCUCUGCUGGUGAUUUCCCCCUUGCUUCUGGCACAGACCCAUGCGUUCUAUCCUCUGUGAAGCAUUAUUGACUGCUGCUCAAGUUGGAACAGGCUACUUGGCCUCACGGCUACUUACCUCACUUUUUAUUCCGAGAGAGAUUACCAACCGGACGGCCAAAAUGGCUGCGAUCGAAGCAGUUGUGUAUCCUGUCGGUAGACGCUAUCGCCUUGUAGUGUCGUCUUCGUGGUGUGUUUUAUUGCGUCUCCAUCGAGACUUUAGCUAAAUAUGAGUAGUACGAUUAUUCUCUUUUUCAUUGAUGGUCAAGAGGUGUUUCAUUUCAAGCUGCUUGAGUAGCU